Messenger RNA from Drosophila willistoni, 2546 nucleotides. It is a transcript of the gene Hyccin, whose product is annotated as hyccin. Bases 458 to 2143 code for a protein of 561 amino acids. The record is from RefSeq and is a predicted model, not a curated record. The transcript has 3 exons. NCBI's taxonomy places the organism in Eukaryota, Metazoa, Arthropoda, Insecta, Diptera, Drosophilidae. Gene Ontology annotation, cellular component: plasma membrane. Gene Ontology annotation, biological process: phosphatidylinositol phosphate biosynthetic process; protein localization to plasma membrane.
AUAACACUAGUUUACACCAAAAGUGAACCUUCGAAUUGAAAAAGUGUCUACAGGAACCCGAAGUCGAGGAACUAGAUGUUUAUUUUUCUUAAGCUGCGCUUUGAGAUAUUCUCUGAAUGUUGGAUUUUAGACACAUGAUUCAAAUAUUCCUAUACUUAUCUCGAGAACCAUUUUGUCCAACCACAAACAUCUUGCAUGAAUGGGAACGGUACAAUUAUACAUGGCAUGCAAUUGCUGAAGACCAGGGCGGCGAAAGGAACCACGGAACUAGUUUCUAUUUUGCUGCCAUCGUAGCCCUGCGCAGAUAAGGUUUAUAUGGAAGAAAACCAAUUAACAAUUUUUUUUUAAUACAUAAUAAGCGGCAAUAGGCAAUAAUAUAUUUAUUUACUGCAAACUCCUUCGAAUCCGUGCUGAAGAACGUCUUUAUAUUUAAUUGCUGUUGUGGCUGGAGGUCAAGAUGGCCGAAUUGGUGAGAGAUUGGCUGGCGGACUAUCAGCGAACGCGUCGACAGCCGACUUCUUCAGAGACGGAGGCGUUCGUGGUGGAGCACGAAACGGAUCCGGAAAUUGCCGAGGCCAUUUUCACAAUACUUAAUGACCGCCAACGCAAUGUGGGUCUAGUUCAUGAUAUCUGCCAGCAACUGCUAUCCUUCUAUAGAUCGCCAGAGCAGACACUUCAUAAAUUUCCGCUCCAAUUCAUUCCCGUUCUGAUCUACACGUACCUACAUUCCGUGGCUGCCGGUGAUAAGAAAUCCGCUCGCGGCAUGGAGACGCUGCUAAUAUGCAUUUACAACGGCGAGGUGUCCACCGACGAUGGCGGCCAAAGAGUGGUGGCCUUCCGUAUGCCCAUUCUGGCGCAGUGCUCGGUCUACCACGAGCUUAAAAAUCUACCGAUGACGGAUCUUCGACGAUGGGAGGAGAACUGCAAUCGUGAGGUCAAAUGGGGACCCCAUAUGCGCAUUGAGAAUAUAUCUGCCCAGAACAGGAUGCGGGUACUGACGGCACUGCUUUUUUGCUACAACCAGCAAGUGAGCCAGACACAGAAAACAUCGCUGCUCCAUUUGUGCCGAGUUGCUUCGCAACUGGUCUGUCAGGGAUUCACCACCAAAUCAGGUCAUGGGCAUCGCAUGAGCUAUGGCACUGAUCCGGCCACGGGAGUGACGUUUCCGAAACCUUCCUCGCCCCGCAUUCCAUUAUCCAGUGGCUUUUUAACCGAACUUGUCCAUGCUAUUUAUUUUGCAAUGUUCAAUGGCUAUGGAACUAUUGCUAUUCAAACUAUGGAGGAUAUACAUCAACGUGCCACUUACGAGUUGUAUACGGAACUCAUUUUGGUCACCAGCGCAGUGCGCAAUUCUCUGCAAGCCAAUCCCUCAGGGCAGCCCCAUGACGGACCCAUGGGACUGAGCGUAGCUCUGACUCCAGCAACCACAACAGUAACCACUUCUGUCUCGAAAUCCAUGAUCACCAAUGCCUCAUUUCGUACGAAAAAGCUUCCCGAUGACAUACCAAUCCAAGUGCAGGACUUAACCAUGCCCCAGGCUCCACAGCAGCAGCAGCUUGCUAGUGUAUCGGAGGAAACCGAGCCUACAGGGGGAACCAAAGAGUCACCAUCCACUAAGGAAAGCUCGGGGACACGCACUUCCAUUAUGCGGCCCAGUAUGGAGGGCAUCAAGGCUCAGGCACAUAAGGCGCUGAUAGCAGGCUUCAAGAAAUCGAAGGAUAAAGAAAAGGACAAGGAGCCGCCAAAACCACCACAGCGAAAAUUCGAUAAACAUACUCAGCGAAACUCUAUGCUCCAACUGCAAUCGGAGCAAUUGAAUUCGAGCGCUGAGCAACAACAACCCACCUCUAAUUCUGCCUCGGAUCUACUGCCCAUGCAAACGCUGUCGUUGAUCAAUGAAAAUGGUGGCGGAAGCAACAGCUUUAGCAUUGACAGCGAUCUAAAUGACGGUGUGGGAGGAGGGGGAAUGGGUGUCGGGGGCAGUGGCGUAUCUGCUCUGCCCACAAUGAGCAGCAAUACGAACUCCCUGACCAGUAGCGAAAUGCUGACCAAGAGUUUCGAUUCCAGCAUUGAGCUGGCACCCAUAGGCCACAGCUCCAGCAAUGGCAACAAGCUCAAUGAACACGGGCAUGGAAUUGAGUAGAUAUACAUAUACAGGUAAACGCAGGAGAUCAGAUCAGAUCACCAAGGGGAAGGUGCAACCAAUUAGCCAAAUUCAAGUAUAUAAUUAUAAUCAUUAUCACGUAUUAACUAAACAAGUUGAAUAUUAAUUCGUUAAAUUAUCCCUUCUAUAUAUUAGUUAGUUUCGUAUUUUCCAAUUGUUGGAAUUAAACAUACAUAUGUAUACUUGUGUGUAUCGUUUAGAUUCAGGGUAUUAUAGUCCUAUCCUUUUCCCAGCUCACAAAACCAAAACUUAAAACGGAGAACUCUUGUUUUGUGUCCAUUUAUUUGAACUAAUCCACAAAUAUACAGAAAAUAUUUAUUGAAUGUUGACUUAAAGCUAAACCAUGUUAAUGAUUUCAAAUAAAACAUAUACUAUACAUAAA